This is a messenger RNA of Archocentrus centrarchus (flier cichlid), 2794 nucleotides long. RefSeq lists its product as uncharacterized. Lineage: Eukaryota; Metazoa; Chordata; Actinopteri; Cichliformes; Cichlidae. Gene Ontology annotation, cellular component: cytoplasm. Bases 370 to 1680 code for a protein of 436 amino acids. The transcript has 14 exons. The record is from RefSeq and is a predicted model, not a curated record. Gene Ontology annotation, biological process: programmed cell death.
CAGGUCCACGUUGGCUGCAACAGCUCCGCAGCCACAGUCUUCAUGCAGCUGCAGCUUCUGAGUCUCUCCAGUCUGCGCAGUUCCAGCAUGGGCGAGUGAAAGGGGCCAUUUUCUUGUCAGAGUUUUCUUAGCUGAUAAUAGAAGAAUUCUAAGUAAAUAUUUCUCAUGCUGUACCUGCUGAGCAGUCGGUCAUGAGCAAAAGUGUUUUGUAAAAUUGCCAUCACUUCCAGCUGUUGCCGCGCCCUCAGCCUGAGAGCGCUGCAGCAGUUCUUUCGUUUACGUCAGUUGAACUGGUUUGUCUGCUGGCACUGAUGAAAAGAAUGAAACGCAGCGAUGAGCAUUUAAUGUGACUGAACCGCAGCCACGAAGAUGUUUGCAGCUGAAGCCAAAGCCAUCACCAGAAACUUUGGAGCUAAAGAGCUCAUCCAUAACGACACUUUAAAUCACAAAAUGGACCUGCUGACUCUGGUCAAAAUCAGCGAGAAGAAAUUAUGGCCAGUAAAAAAGUACCAGAUUUUGUUCUGCACCCUGCCCAAUCUCAUGGAGGAGGAAUUCUCUCCAGAUUAUACAGAGGAGAUCCUAAUGGAGAAGUUUAUGACUACAGCACAGACGAGCGGAGGUGGAGGUGUAGGUGGAGGAGAUGGUGGUUUGUGUAAAGUUGAAGUUACUGUAAAUGUUGAUGUUGUGGACGGACAGGCUCAGCCUGUCGACAUAAUGACCAGGAAAGUGAACCUUGAAACAAUGAGGAAAAGGCUCAAAGACAGCACAGUAAAAAAGGACCAAGUGGAUGAGCUGAAACUGAGAGAGAAGGACAAACUGGCCUUUGUUAACCAGAUCAUUUACAACAGUGCACCUGUCGAACUUAGUAGAACUCGUGCGAAGGAUGGGUGUGCUUCAGUUGGCUAUAAGAUGAUGAACCUGUCUGCAAAGGGCCAGAGGAAGGAGAAGACGAGCUUCACCGUUCCAGAAAAAUCCACCUUUGCUUACAGCCUGGUGGAGAUAAAGAUACAGGAUGAGAAGCUGAGAAUCUUGUGUGAACCCUGGACUCGAUGUAAAGUUGAGAGGCUCUUUUGUGACGCCAUGAGCAGUGGGACCAUACGAGAAGUAACAGAAGAACUGGAGAUGAAGGAAGCUCUUCUGCAGCCUCUGGAAGAUCUUCCUGAGCCAAACCGUCCUGAUCUGCUGAAAACACUCAGCGAGCUUGUGGAGGAUGGAGAUGCUCUCUCUCUGCUGGAGCAAACACUGGAUCAGUGCAGUAAUGAAACGUCUGUGCAUCCUCGGUCUCAUGCUGUCUCUUCAUUCAUGGACCUUCUUGAUGUCUCAAACAUCUCCACAGCUGUGAAGGACGCUGUUCACCUGUUGGUCAGCGCUUUGGAUGCUCUGCCAGGUGAAAUGUCUCCACUCCUGACCAGCUGCAGUCCAGAUACUCUGAGAGUCCUCAGCCAGCUGGUGGAUGGACUUAAGGACGGUCAGGCCAAACUCCCAGAGUCUCUGCCCGCCCCCCUGCAGGAGGGAGGGGAUCUCCGCUGGGCGGCCGAGCUCAUCUGUUUGAACGACAAGAAGCUGAAAGAGCUGAGUGACGUCUGGGACCGGCCCGAGCUCCCCCCGGAGGUUCUGCUGGAGCUUCUGUGCCUCGCUGUGCAGGGACUCAGCCUGAUGCAGCCCAGAACAAAGCCUUAAUGUCAGCUGUUGUAAUCAUUGUUAACAUGGGUUUCAGUGGGUUUCAGUGGGUUUCAGUGGGUUUCAUUGGGUUUCAUUGUGGGCAGCAUCCAAUCAGGUGACCUCAACAGUCCACAGGUUGAUUCCAGGGUUGGUGACUUUCAUGCAGCAUCUGUCUGCUCGGUUUCCUGUUGACUGCACUGUCAUCUUUCCCAGAUACAAAAUAACAAGAAUACUUUAUAUUUUUCUUAUUUCUGUUAUAAUUCUUAUUGGUUAAUUUUGUUCUUGUUUGUGGUUCCUCCUGUGCCUUUCUCUCCAUGUUUGAUAAUCCUGAAUGUGACAUUAUUGUUCUCCUGGUUCUGAAUUAAAGGUUUGUGCAAGAACGUGUGGAACCCUGAAAACUCAUAAAUGACAGCAGGUUGGUUUUUUCAUGAGUGGAUUGUAAAGAUCGUGAGCCAGAGCAAGGAUCAGCAAAACGUGGAGCAGACCGCAGGCGUGCUCCCGUGGCGUCAGUGUGGAAAAAGGACCAUCGCACCAUUCAGAUAAAAAAAACUAAACUCACACGACCCGUGUAGAUGGACAACUGAACUUUGAUAGAUAUUUGGCACUGCACGUGUUACACUUCAUGUGUCUGUUUUACACUGGCAGUGAUCGGUGGAGCUCGAAAAAGGCGACUGGACUUCAAGUUUCCUGAAGACGUUUCAUGUCUCAUCCAAAAGGCUUCUUCAGCUCUAAAGGUCCCAGGUAUCUAAACCCCAGUGGAGGUGUUCACUGACCCACUGUUCAUGUCAUAAUCACAUGAGCCAAAGAAGACAAGUUGACUUCAGGUUCAGAUCCAAAUGACUUUCACAAAGGCCGGAUGAGUUUGGAUGGAGACUCAGCCAAGAGGAUUCCCAUGGAAACACCAACAGAUGGAUGUGAUUUGAUGAGAGUCAAACAGAUGUGAGGUUCCAGAAGAAGCUGAAAGUUUGGAAAACAUUUAACUCCUUCCUUAAGGUGUGUGUCUCACCUGUGUGUCCUCCAGCGUCCUCAGGUUCAGCAGGUGGAUGUCACAUGGCAGUGAUGAGUGGAGCGGCAGGAAGGGGCGGAGCUUUGGGAGCUGGCUAUCACCAAGGAUGACCAUGGUCAACGGCGG